Prunus armeniaca (apricot) is the source of this 327-nucleotide messenger RNA. The record is from the annotation of a GenBank genome assembly. Lineage: Eukaryota; Viridiplantae; Streptophyta; Magnoliopsida; Rosales; Rosaceae.
AUGGGAGCUUACAUGUGCAAUGUAAGUGCCACUGCUGGGAAAGACAUUUAUCUCCUCCCUGCUCCUCAUGUGACACCGAGCAUCUUUACAGAAAAGAGAAGAAAUAAUGGAGAUUCUUCGUUGAACAUGUCAAGAUGUUGCAUGACGGUUGGGAAUUCAAUGAUUGCCGAGUAUCCACUGCAUGUUUGUAAAUGCUGCAUUGCUCAGGCUUUAGGUGCCCAAAAUUGUGGGACUGUAUCCAUGUCUCCAAUAAAGAAGGAAGAUAUAGAACUUGGUUGUCUAAGCACCUGCCAUGUUCCAUUACAGCCUCGACAGAGAAUUGUUUAA